Molecule: messenger RNA, 789 nt
Organism: Mollisia scopiformis
Lineage: Eukaryota; Fungi; Ascomycota; Leotiomycetes; Helotiales; Mollisiaceae
Exons: 1
Coding region: 1-789 (262 amino acids)
Source: RefSeq, a predicted model, not a curated record
AUGGAGAGCGUUGGCAGGCAAAACGUUCUCUCGCCUGCCAUUAUUUUCAUGAUUCAAGGGCUGCAGACAUUUCACGGAUUACUUGUCAAUAUUCUUAGCACGGCAUAUCAAACUUGUGAGGAAAACACAACUCAAGCCGGAAUGCACGGUUACCACAAGAAUCAACCCACGCUAAAUCAAGAUUCCUGGCAGGACUCGAAGUUUUGGGCUCCUAAUCUCCUGGGUCUCACAGAUGAUACCAAUACCGACUCACUAGAAUCCAUAUCUGAACCCCAAAAUAAACGGCAAAGAGUGUUACGGUCAGACACCCAUGUCAAGUCCAAUACUCAGGACGUCCCGUCUAAGAUUACUGGGCUCGAUAUGUCCACAUGUCUUUUGAUUAUCUCUUGCUACAUCAAUCUCAUCCGUCUCUGCCGGGAGGUCUUCGCUGCGGUUCGAGACGCCUUACCCGCUCACGGUCACCAAUCAUCCUUUCCCACGCUCUCAGGCUUCCAGAUUGGGGGCGUCUCAAUCCAUCAGGAUUCCGAUCUACAAAUCAUCAUUCUUACUCAAGUUGUGCUGCGCCUUGUUGAGAAAAUUGGACUUUUACUUGGUCAUCCUUUUGAUUCUGCGGCCGAAACGGGCAAGAAAGACCAACUCGAGCUUCGCAGCAAGGCAAUCUUACCCCAACUAUUAGAUUUUUUGCUUAGACAAGAGAAGAGUGGGGGACAAAUGUCGUGUGAAAAUGGGAUUGAAGCACUGAAACAGGAAAUUCGGAGACUCAACGAGAUCGUUUUCAAGCCAGUAUAA